Molecule: messenger RNA, 571 nt
Organism: Durio zibethinus
Lineage: Eukaryota; Viridiplantae; Streptophyta; Magnoliopsida; Malvales; Malvaceae
Product: large ribosomal subunit protein eL37x-like
Biological process (GO): translation
Cellular component (GO): ribosome; cytosolic large ribosomal subunit
Molecular function (GO): structural constituent of ribosome; RNA binding
Source: RefSeq, a predicted model, not a curated record
CUCAAAAAACCCCUAACUUCUUUCGUCACUAUAUAAAUACCUUAACCUCGAUUUGGGCAAAACUUUUCCAAUGCCGCUAGGGUUUCUGCAGCAGCAUAAACAGAAGACAUGGGAAAAGGAACCGGAAGCUUUGGAAAGAGAAGGAACAAGACUCACACUCUCUGCGUUCGAUGUGGACGCCGGAGCUUCCAUCUCCAGAAGAGCCGUUGCGGUGCUUGUGGCUACCCUGCCAGUCGCAUCCGAAAAUAUAACUGGAGUGUGAAGGCUAUUAGAAGAAAGACUACCGGAACAGGUCGCAUGAGGUACCUUCGUCAUGUGCCCCGAAGGUUCAAGACUGGCUUUAGAGAAGGUAGUCAAGCAACUCCAAGGAAGAUGACAGUUGCUGCUGCUGCCUCAUAAAUUAAUUAUAGCGUUUUUAUGUGAGAUUCCUGAAUUUACAAACAAGAAGUUUUGUGUUUUUAUAACUGUGUUACUUUUGUUUUUCAAGUAAUAUCUACAAAGAGUAAGUUUUGUUUUAUAAUGAAUCUUCACAAACUUAUUUGGAUUGUUGAGCAAAAUUUACUUUCAUCAA